CGCAGUUUGGCGGUGUGGAGGCGGCAGCGGCGGCGGCUCCUCCCGGGACGCCCCGUCCCCGCGGGACGCCCGUCCCGUUCUCGGUGGGUGCCCGGAGCAAUGGAUCGCCCCAGCUACCUGGAAGAAGACUAUUCUAGCCUGGAUGGGCUGGACGAUGACGUGUUUCACUCUGAUGACUUUGGACUUGCAGGUCAGCCUGGUGAGAUGACUGCAACUGGCUUUUUCACACAGAACCAGUCCUACAGCUGCCUUCUGGGGAGGUUUCAACUAUUCCCCCUCACACACUGCUGUGGUCCCGGUAUCAGGCAUCCUGAGCAGCAGGACAAGGCAACUCAAACACUCAGCCCAUCCUCUUCCAGUCAGGAUGUUAUGUUGCCUUGUGGAGUCACUGAAGAGCCAAGGAGACUCUUCUAUGGGAGUGCUGGUUACCGUUUACAUGUCCCUCCAGCUGGCUUUGUGUUGGAUCCGCACCUCCAGGAGGAACCUCAGGAAGGUCAGCGGGAAGCACGUGCUGAGGUGCAGAUUGCACGGAAGUUGCAGUGCAUUGCCGACCAGUUCCACCGGCUCCACAUACAGAGGCAUCAGCAGAACAGAAAUCAAGUGUGGUGGCAGCUUUUUCUCUUCCUACACAACUUGGCCUUAAACACGGAGGUGAACAGGAACCACACCGGGCAGAGGUGAGCUUCGCCCGCCUGUUUCAGGCCACAUCCAGUCUGCAGGGAGCACUGAACAAACACUGGUUCGGGGGCGAGACAUUGCACACCGCCGGCCGGAUGUGAGGACUCUGACUUUCUGAUACUCGUCUUCAAGUUUGGGUGUUUUUAUGGACUCUUCUUUGCUGCUGCCUGCCUCAUGAGGCAGGGAGCUCUUGUCCAACACUGUUGAAGGAAAGCCAGAAUGUGGGUGUGUUUGGUAAAGCUUGCUGCUGGUUCCCCGCACCAGUGACCUCUGUGCAAGGGAGGCAGAUAUUAGACUGACGGCUUCCUCUGCCCUGUGCAGUAGAUGGUAGAGUGCAGGAGUGACAUUUUGGCUGCUAGUUAAAAAUGAUGCCUGGGAUUGAUGACUAAACAUACUUGGGGUGUCUUUUAGAGCAGAGAUGCUCAAUUCCUCCACAUUUUUAGUGAUGAAAAGCAUUCAAGUAGCUUGGUUCCAUCAGGUUACUUGUUUUAUUCAUUGGUUACUGUUUCUUUCAUUGCACCCUGCAUGAGAGAAAAUCACGAAGAAAUCUGACCUCUUCAACCAUUCCAUUGGGCACCACUUGCAGCUCUCUCACAAGAAGUUGUUCUUUGUCAUUCCCAUCAAUUAAAAAAAAAAAAAAUCAGUAGAACAG
Messenger RNA from Lonchura striata (white-rumped munia), 1330 nucleotides. RefSeq names its product Bcl2 modifying factor (gene BMF). NCBI's taxonomy places the organism in Eukaryota, Metazoa, Chordata, Aves, Passeriformes, Estrildidae. Gene Ontology annotation, cellular component: myosin complex. Gene Ontology annotation, biological process: apoptotic process; positive regulation of apoptotic process; negative regulation of autophagy. The record is from RefSeq and is a predicted model, not a curated record.